Porites evermanni is the source of this 396-nucleotide messenger RNA. The record is from the annotation of a GenBank genome assembly. Lineage: Eukaryota; Metazoa; Cnidaria; Anthozoa; Scleractinia; Poritidae.
GAUGAGUGUGAGGAUGCUCAUGAGUUUAUUAGGAAUUAUAACAGGGCUGGUAGGUUAAAUGGUUGGGACGACAACAAUUUAGCUUUGGGGCUUCCUCUCUAUUUAAAGGGUCAUGCUAACGGGUGGUUCAAGACUUUGCCCAUGGCUGACGAGAUGUCUUUUGAAGAAUUAUCUGAGCAAUUAAUUACACAUUUUGCCUCCGGAGCCAGCGAGUGGCGCGCAAGAGAGGUGUUAGGGCAGCGGUGACAACUGGAGAAAGAAUCAGUUGCAGAUUACUCUUGUAGUCUCCGAACCCACUGUGCGAGAAUCAAUUUGCCUAGAUCUGAGUGGACACAUUAUUUUGUGCAAGGCCUCCUACCUGAGAUCUGCAAAUACGUUAUUUUGCAAAAAACCUGA